This is a messenger RNA of Prunus persica (peach), 1074 nucleotides long. RefSeq names its product probable F-box protein At1g67160. NCBI's taxonomy places the organism in Eukaryota, Viridiplantae, Streptophyta, Magnoliopsida, Rosales, Rosaceae. The coding region runs from base 1 to 1074 and encodes 357 amino acids. The transcript has a single exon. The record is from RefSeq and is a predicted model, not a curated record.
AUGGCAAUGGCUUGCACCACCGAAAGAAAAACAACACCACUACAUAGGAAUAGGUGGGCUGAUGAGCUCCUUCCUGAACUGUUUGAGUUGAUCUUGAAAAAGCUCGCUUCAAAUGUCCUCGACAUCAUUCGGUUUAAAGCCGUCUGUUCUUCCUGGAACCGCGCUGCUGCAAGAUCGUAUACCUCUGCCCCGUUGCCUCAAUAUCCAUGGCUCAUGGCCCCCAUCCCCAAGUCCCCUCCUAUUGAUCAUGAGAGCAGGUGCUUCCUCAGCCUCGCAGAGAAUAAGGUUUACAAGAUGGGCUGGAACUGGAAGAAAGCGUUUCAUGGCGAUGGUGCUUCCUGUUUGGGUUUAUCACAUGGGUGGCUGGCGAUUAAGGAGGUGAACACAGAAAAGAAAACCUACAACGAAUAUGAAGAAAUCGUUCAUCUUUUCAAUCCAAUUUCUAGAGAACGCUUGAUGCUUCCCUUGGGGCCGAAAUAUUCUUCAACUAAAAGAGUUGUUCUUUCCUCGGACCCCUCCCGCAACAACAACUUUGUCGUUGUGGUAAUUCAUGAGCCCAUGUUUGAAGGGAAAAAGGUAGCAUUCUAUCAGCAUGGCAGAGGAAGAGACAACGCUGCUGCUUGGACUAACUUAUCACAUGGGAGUAGCUGUGCUGAUAUGGUAUUCCACAAUGGCCAUUUAUUUACACUGUCCAUCGUCCACACAAUUCAAGUUUGGGACUUCAGGGGCACCUAUGAUAAUAAUAAUUAUCCCACGAAGAUCAUGAAUUUUGAACCUUCCAUCAAUGGGAAUGUCAAUAGCAUGGCGGUUGAUGAAUGGUUGGUGGAGUCAAUGGGUGAGCUUUUGGUUGUGGGAAAGGAACGGUUGGGGAAUGAUACCAGAGGAGUAGUGAAAUUUUUUGUCUACAAAUUAAAUAUUGCUGCCAAAACGUUGGAGAAGGUGGAAUCUUUGCGUGAUUGUGCUUUAUUUUUGGCCAGAAAUCAAUCUGCAAUGUCAUUCUCAUUAUCCACCAAAGAAUUGCCAAGAUUGAAAGAAAACUCUAUUUACUUUCACAGAUUUGGAUCAUAUGCUUAA